Messenger RNA from Amphibalanus amphitrite, 478 nucleotides. RefSeq lists its product as uncharacterized. Gene Ontology annotation, cellular component: membrane. The record is from RefSeq and is a predicted model, not a curated record. Gene Ontology annotation, molecular function: transmembrane receptor protein serine/threonine kinase activity. The coding region runs from base 47 to 478 and encodes 143 amino acids. Lineage: Eukaryota; Metazoa; Arthropoda; Thecostraca; Balanomorpha; Balanidae. The transcript is spliced from 3 exons.
AGUGACAGCAAGUGACAGGUGAUCGCUGGGAGCUGCGGCUGCUGCCAUGGUCGCUCCUGACCGCAUCCUGACGGCAGUGCUCCUGAUCAUCGGCGCAAUCGACUCUACGAUAGGCGAUGUGAGCCGCAGUAUCGUCUGUAUCUGCACCACGCUGGAGUGUCAGCAGGCGGGCGUGAGCACCUGUACCACCACCGGCAUGUGCUACACCCAACAGCUAAGGCGGCUCGACGGCGCCGACCCCAUGACCAGAGGCUGUGUCAGGGGCGAGACGCCUCUAAUGUGUGACCACCUGCUGCCGACCCACGGGGAGGACUACCGGGCCAGCUCCAUCUGCUGCGGUACCCCGCUCUGUAACAAACAGGUGUCGCUGGCGUCUGGCCGCGGCCGUGGCCCCGGAGGGACCAGGAGACACGAGCAGCACGAGCAGCGGCGGACCAGCGGCGCCAAACACGGUAACGAAACUGACGGGGGUGAAUAG